Molecule: messenger RNA, 585 nt
Organism: Amoebophrya sp. A25
Lineage: Eukaryota; Dinophyceae; Syndiniales; Amoebophryaceae
Source: the annotation of a GenBank genome assembly
AUGUCCUCGCCUUUGGGAAGAAGUGGAGCUGCGGACCGAUUGCCGGUUUCGCCCAGCCAGAGCGACAGAGAAGAUGCGCAGACGUCAACGCCGGGAGACGAGCAGAGCAACGAGGACGAGCUGAUGCUGAAAAUGAUGUUCGAUCUAUUAGACGUGAACAAAGAUGGCGUAGUUGAUUUCUCGGAGCUAGAACUAGUCAAGAAGGGAGACCAGAGUCCACAAGCUCGUGCCACCGUGAUACUGCAUAAAGCGGUCGAUGUCAACGCACUUCCACCGCUGCUCGGUGCUGAUGUGAGUACGAAGAUUGCAGCCACGAAUCCGCCCAUCACGUGGGAGGUCCUCCGCAAUCAGGAUGAUGUUGCCACGGCCACGGCCAUAGCGUAUUUCACCGAGGGAGACUGCGAGGAGCAGGACGACCGCGAGGCCGCUUCGUGCGCGGCAGCGUUUCACGCACUAGCGCACGCCGAAACUCGAGACAUCCUUGCCCGGGACGCCCAGGAUGCGGAGAAACUGAAGGAGGGCAUCCGGUUUGCGCAAGAGAAGGGCGUCCUGGACGCGUCACAAGUGCCUGCGCCUUACUGCCAG